AUGCUUAGGAUUCCACGUGUUUCGUCUCGCUACGAUACAAUUACACUUGCAGCAGUCAGUCUUUUUAUUUUCUCAUGGUUUGCAGCCAUUUAUUUAGCAAAACCGGAAGAUUAUGUACCUGAUAUGUCAAGGGGACUUACUUUAAUAUUUGGUAUAGCAUUCAUUAUAAUGGCAUUAGUCUACUUAUUUGGAAUCAUUGGUUCAUUUUUUGAAAUUUCAAUUGCUGUUCGUGUUUUUUCUAACAUGUUAUGGGGUUUUGUCAUAGUCAAUAUAGUUAUUGCUAUAGUUGUCAUUGCUAAUAUAAUUCAGAAUAGACAGCAUGAGAUUGAUAACUGUAUCGAAGAUUUAAGUACGUCACUAGAAAGUGAUAUGACAUUUUGUACACAUUACAAGACCAUGAUUAUUAUACGAAACGUCGUUGUAGAAAUACUAUUAAUACUAUUUAGUGUACUUAUCGCUAGAGUUUCAUCUGUUUAUGCACGACAACUUAAACGAAUAAUACCAACAACUAGCCUUAAUCCGCAUACUAAUUCUUAA
Molecule: messenger RNA, 537 nt
Organism: Cetraspora pellucida
Lineage: Eukaryota; Fungi; Glomeromycota; Glomeromycetes; Diversisporales; Gigasporaceae
Source: the annotation of a GenBank genome assembly